GAUUUUUUUCUCGGGACAACCUUCGGAUCCGCCUCUUGAACGUGUGCCGAAUUCCUUGACCAAAAUCUUUGAUAACACCUUUAUCUAAAGAUUGMACUGCAUUUCCCACCUAGCCUCAGUUGUACACAAUGAAAUCUAUYAAUCCCCUGCUUAGCGUUGUCGUAAUGGCUUCUGUUGGAAGCGUAACCGGAUUUGCAUCCGUUACGACURCCUCUCCCAAAGCUACAACGAGCUUGAAUGCGUCUUCAAAAAGAACGGCGGAGUGGCUAUCWCAUUUAACAGUUGGCGUCGCAGCUUUYGCAGUUGCUUCCACGUUUUCUAUAACGGAGCCAGCCUUUGCCGAUCAAGGAGCUACAGCUGCAUCAAACGCAAAAAUUACGACUGGAGGUGCAUCGACCCUGCAGUCGGGCCGUACGAUUGCCAUCACUCGUGGGGUUAACCUUGAUAAUUCGAAUUUUKCUGGACAAAAUCUGAAGGGAGUAGCUUUCCAACAAAGUAUUGUUCGAGACUCCAACUUCAAGGGAGCCAAUUUGGUAGGAUCUUCUUUCUUUGAUGCAACACUCGACGGAAGCGAUUUCGAAGAUGCUGACAUGACUCUCUCGAAUGUUGAAAUGGCCCAAUUCAACCGGGCUAACCUGAAAAACACUGUCAUGAAAGAAGUGUAUGUCAGUGGAGCUACUUUGUUCGAGGGUGUAAAGAGCAUCGAAGGAAGCGACUGGAGUGAGACAUUUUUGCGCAAAGACCAACAGAAAUACCUUUGUGAACACCCAACCGCCAAAGGUACCAACCCUGUCACGGGCGUCGACACACGAGAGAGUCUCAUGUGCAGAGAUUAAGUGCUGAUAAGAUGGAGCUAUUYACUCAUUGACUCUGCGAAUAUGURYUCAUGAAGUAGAACAUACCGACUCCACAUACGAGAUACAUAAGCCCAAAUUGUYUGAAGUG
Messenger RNA from Pseudo-nitzschia multistriata, 945 nucleotides. The record is from the annotation of a GenBank genome assembly. Lineage: Eukaryota; Bacillariophyta; Bacillariophyceae; Bacillariales; Bacillariaceae.